AUGAUAUUUCAAGUUACAGAUUUCGCCAAUAUCUUGGCUAGCGAAGAAUUCUGCGAUGUGACUCUGGUCGCCCAAGAUCGAACUGAAUUCAAGGCACACAAGGUUGUGUUAUGUGCUCGCAGUGAUGUGUUUCGGGCCAUGUUCCGCAAUGACCUGCAGGAGAAGAAAACCGGUAGUAUUACCAUCGACGAUAUGGAUUCGGACGUGCUCAAGAAAUUGCUAAAUUACAUCUACACGGACGAGGAAAUACCCAAAGAAAUGGCCGCAGAUCUAUUUGUGGCUGCCAAUAAAUAUGCCCUAGUGGAUUUGCAAAAAAUCUGUGAAGAUAUGUUAAUCGAAGUAAUGAGUGUCGACACAGUGGCUGAUAUUCUUCUUCUGGGCGAUCGUCAUUCCAGUGAACGCCUUAAAUCAAAGGCUGUUCAAUUUGUAAUCAUUGUAAUCAUAAAACAUUAA
Molecule: messenger RNA, 453 nt
Organism: Musca vetustissima
Lineage: Eukaryota; Metazoa; Arthropoda; Insecta; Diptera; Muscidae
Product: speckle-type POZ protein-like B
Exons: 2
Coding region: 1-453 (150 amino acids)
Biological process (GO): proteasome-mediated ubiquitin-dependent protein catabolic process; regulation of proteolysis
Cellular component (GO): cytoplasm
Molecular function (GO): ubiquitin protein ligase binding
Source: RefSeq, a predicted model, not a curated record